GUUUACCCAGGUAGAGCCUCGCUCCGUCUCUCUCUCGUAGGGAUAUCAAUUGAGUAGCAGCGAGGAUGGAAUCGAUGUCCAGGUUGGAACAUUACAACGCGGGGCCUAGCCAUGCGGGGCCUUGCCUCCUGCCCUCGCCUAAUUGCAUUUGCUAUAAUUCUCUGCUUAAGUUUAAUUUGUCUUCAUCUGGCUCACUACUUUGAAACUUUGUUUCUUUUAAAUAUUUCAACAGUUUUUUUUAUCUUACCAGGCCAAGCCCACUUCAGCUGCUAUACCGCUCUUGUUUUCUGAAGCGACCAGCCCACAACAAAGUGGCUUAUCAACGUGUGGAAAUGUCUGUCGGUCAAAUACUCUAAACGCGUGGUGAUGUUGACUCUAAAUGUGGAGGGGAAAACCCUGAGGAUCCGGAGGAAAAUCCACGCGACCACGGGGAGAGAGAGAGACACGCAAACUCCAAAUAUACGUCCUUAAUACAGAAUUGGUCUGAUGGAGCAAAGGGACUCGGCGCAGCUCGGUACAAGAAGGAAACAAUGCGACCAGUAUGCAGACAGCACGGAUCGUACUGGAAGUUUGACACAGCACCAGAUAACUCACACAGGAGAGAAACCAUUCAAGUGCACUGUGUGUAACAAGGCAUAUGCACAGUCAUCAACUCUUCAGAUCCACCAGAGAACACACACGGAAGAGAAACCUUUCAAGUGCAGUUUGUGUGUAAAGGUAUUUUCAGGUUCAUCUCCUCUGAAACGACACCAGAAAACACACAGGGGAGAGAAACCCUUCAGGUGCCUUUUGUGCGAUAAAGCAUUUGCAAAGUCAUCAUAUCUUCAAACACACCAAAUAACACACACGGGAGAGAAACCCUUCAAGUGCUUUGUGUGUGAAAAGGCAUUUGCAAAGUCAAAAGAUCUUAAGAAACACCAGAGAACACACACAGGAGAGAACCCCGUUAAGUGCACUGUGUGUGAGAAGGCAUUUUCAACGUUAUCACAUCUGAAAACACACCAGAGAAUGCACACAGGAGAGAAACCCUUCAAGUGCAGUGUGUGUGAGAAGGCAUUUGCAACGUUAUCAAAUGUUAAGCACCACCAGAGAACACACACAGAAGAUAAACCCUUCAAGUGCACUGUGUGUGAGAAGGCAUUUGCAACGUUUUCAAAUCUUCAGACCCAUCAGAGAAUACACACAGGAGAUAAACCCUUCAAGUGCAGUGUGUGUGGGAAGGUAUUUGCACGGUUAUCACAUCUUCACGACCACGAAAGAACACACACAGGAGAGAAACCCUUCAAGUGCACUAUGUGUGAGAAGGCAUUUACAGAGUCAUCAACUCUUCACGACCACCAGAGAACACACACAGGAGAGAAACCCUUCAAGUGCACUAUGUGUGAUAAGGCAUUUGCAAAGUCAUCAAAUCUUCAAAGUCACCAGAGAAUACACACCGGAGAGAAACCCUUCAAGUGCACUACGUGUGAGAAGGCAUUUACAGAGUCAUCAACUCUUCACUACCACCAGAGAACGCACACAGGAGAGAAACCCUUCAAGUGCACUGUGUGUGAGAAGGCAUUUGCACGAUCAUCGCAUCUUAAAAAACACCAGAGAACGCACACAGAAGAGAAACCCUUCAAGUGCACUAUGUGUGAAAAGGCAUUUGCAAAGUCAUCAAAUCUUCAGAGUCACCAGAGAACGCACACAGGAGAGAAACCCUUCAAGUGCACUAUGUGUGAGAAGGCAUUUACAGAGUCAUCACAUCUUAAAAAACAUCAGAGAACACACACUGGAGAGAAACCAUUCAAGUGCACUGUGUGUGAGAAGGCAUUUGCAAAGUCAUCACAUCUUCAGAGUCACCAGAGAACGCACACAGGAGAGAAACCCUUCAAGUGCACUAUGUGUGAGAAGGCAUUUACAGAGUCAUCACAUCUUAAAAAACACCAGAGAACACACACAGGAGAUAAACCCUUCAAGUGCAGUGUGUGUGGGAAGGUAUUUGCACGGUCAUCACAUCUUCACGACCACGAAAGAACACACACAGGACAGAAACCCUUCAGGUGCACUAUGUGUGAGAAGGCAUUUACAGAGUCAUCAACUCUUCACGACCACCAGAGAACACACACAGGAGAGAAACCCUUCAAGUGCACUAUGUGUGAGAAGGCAUUUGCAAAGUCAUCAAAUCUUCAAAGACACCAGAGAAUACACACCGGAGAGAAACCCUUCAAGUGCACUAUGUGUGAGAAGGCAUUUACAGAGUCAUCAACUCUUCACUACCACCAGAGAACGCACACAGGAGAGAAACCCUUCAAGUGCACUACGUGUGAGAAGGCAUUUACAGAGUCAUCAACUCUUCACUAUCACCAGAGAACGCACACAGGAGAGAAACCCUUCAAGUGCACUGUGUGUGAGAAGGCAUUUGCACGAUCAUCGCAUCUUAAAAAACACCAGAGAACGCACACAGGAGAGAAACCCUUCAAGUGCACUAUGUGUGAAAAGGCAUUUGCAAAGUCAUCAAAUCUUCAGAGUCACCAGAGAACGCACACAGGAGAGAAACCCUUCAAGUGCACUAUGUGUGAGAAGGCAUUUACAGAGUCAUCAUAUCUUAAAAAACACCAGAGAACACACACUGGAGAGAAACCAUUCAAGUGCACUGUGUGUGAGAAGGCAUUUGCAAAGUCAUCACAUCUUCAGAGUCACCAGAGAACGCACACAGGAGAGAAACCCUUCAAGUGCACUAUGUGUGAGAAGGCAUUUACAGAGUCAUCAACUCUUCACGACCACCAGAGAACACACACAGGAGAGAAACCCUUCAAGUGCACUGUGUGUGAGAAGGCAUAUACACGAUCAUCGCAUCUUAAAAAACACCAGAGAACGCACACAGGAGAGAACCCCUUCAAGUGCACUAUGUGUGAGAAGGCAUUUGCAAAGUCAUCAAAUCUUCAGAGUCACCAGAGAACGCACACAGGAGAGAAACCCUUCAAGUGCACUAUGUGUGAGAAGGCAUUUGCACAGUCAUCAAAUCUUCAGAGCCACCAGGGAACACACACAGGGGAGAAACCCUUCAAAUGCACUGUGUGUGAGAAGGCAGUUACAGAGUCAUCACAUCUAAAAACACACCAGAGAACGCAUACAGGGGAGAACCCCUUCAUGUGUACUGUGUGUGGAAGCGCAUUUGCAACAUUAUCAAAUCUUCACGACCUCCAGAAAAUACACACCGGAGAGAAACCCUUCAAGUGCACUAUGUGUGAGAAGGCAUUUACAGAGUCAUCAAAUCUUAAAAGACACCAGAGAAUGCACACAGGGGAGAAACCCUUUAAGUGCACUGUGUGUGGGAAGGCAUUUGCAUGGUCAUCACAUCUUCAAAGACACCACAGAACACACAGGCAUCAGACGAUCCCCAAGGAGCGGAGUCUGAAAUCGGCUUGUGCAAGUCCAAGUGCUGCAAUGAGCUCAUUCCUGCUGAAAAAAGAACCUGAAUUUAAUUCCAGCUUGGAUGCAAUGAAAUGUAUCAAGGUGGAUUUUGACGAGGUGAAAUGUGAAGAAGUGAUGGUGAAGAGCGAAGAAGCGAUGGUAAAAUGUGAAUAUGAAGAUUCAACUCCAAAAUCGGACCUUCACAUCGAUGGAGGCAACGUGAAGCAGGAGGAGAAUUCUGACUGUGAGGCAGAGCGAGGCAACUCCCAGGAGUUUGUGGAAGUGGAGGUGUGGGUGGACUUCUUAGACAAUACAAAGUCAAAUGGAGACCCGGUAGAUGUGUAAGCUUGAGACAAUGAAGCUCCAAUAGAUUCACCUUUGUCUCAUGCCUUUAAUUAAAAUAACGUGAAGUUGCACACUCAAUUCCUAGGUUCAACCUGCAGAGUAAUAGCAGCCAGUAUUUGUGGACAUAUGGGUUGGGUAGAUCUCUAACCAGGAGUAAGAGCCAAUAAGCACCCAAGCAUUCACUAUAUUAUGAUAAUAUUUGCAUUAAUGUGGAGCUUAAUUCCCCAUAAUUAGAUCGCAUUAAUUUAAAUGUUUAGUGAAACCCGCCACUACGCAAUUUGUUCUCCAACACACCGGUGUGCUGUACUAGUGUAGUGUUAUAACGCCGAUUGUUGUCCAGCAACGGCAACUGCGGUCGACAAAUAGUACACACGCCAGUGAGCAUAUACACCGGUGUGUCGGCAGGGAAGAAGAACUGGGGCAAGGGUCACGGAAGACCCCAUCUGGAAGCUCCUGGAACCUGCUAGUGGGUUCGAGAAGGGAGGCGCGGCCAGGGCGGAGCCAGGCCACACUGGGUAGCAUAAAAGCAGCUGAGAGUAUGAGCUCAGGGCUGUCAGUUUUGGGAGUGGGCUCAUCUCCUUGUGGCUGUCAUCUUCGCUGCCUUUGUCAAUGCCGGCUUCGCUGGAUAGUUGUUGGCUGUCUCGGUCAGCGCCAUUGGUGUUACACGGUCAGGGUUGUGUUUAUGCUAGGUUUGACGACGAGGGAGUGCGAUGGCAAACCUGUGAAGGUAUUAAUAAAGGUGCCCCCUUAGAAACCUUGUCUCCCGCAAUGAUGACACUACAACUGGUGUUAGGAGUGGGGUGAAGAAAAUACACCUAUAGUGUCAUCGGAGGAUGGGAAUGGCGAAACAUUAAUCUCUCCGGCAGCCACGGGAACUGGUUAUGAAGCCCAUUGGCGGAGAGAGAGCGGCUGCGGAUCGGCGGGAGAGUGGCGUAAAAUUGGCGAGAGAGGAGCCCGAUCCUUUGCGGUCAUGCGCUGAGCACGCGGCAUGGCCGAGGACCACCGUGUUGAGGGGAGCGCGGGGAAGUGUGGGAGUCGCUCCACAGCCAGCGGCGUGUAAAGGAGUCACGAAGGGACCCUGACAGCGAUCCUCGUCUCUGUGAGAGAGCAGAGGAGCCUGGGCCGGAGACCGCGCAUGUGGUGGGUGCCAUUUUGCCCGUGGAGGGCUUGGCAUGGCUGGCGGGAGCUAUUUUGCGAAAAGCGCGGGACAGCGCUGGAGGGGCGGCAGAGUUAAUGGCGCUGCAAGGGGAUAUUUUUGGCUUCUCGUGCGAUGCCCGCACGAGAUUUCUCCAGUGGAAGCGAGGGGAAGCCGAGACACCCUUCACUUUCCUGGAGGCGCUGCUGGUGCUGGGGCAGACAGCGUACCCCCAGACGGGUGAGAUGGCGAUCGACUCCUUGGCGGUGGAAAGGCUGCUGGCGCGGGAGUCGGGGAUCGGAAGGCUUGGGGGAUCACGUCCUUGAAGGUGGCCUGGGAAAUUCAGGGCCACGAGGCCCGCCAGCAUUGGCCCAAAGUGGAGGCUUGGCCGGGGUGUCAGCAGGGUGCCGGCAGCGCCACCGUAGCACUCCAACCUGCCGGCAACAUCUUCCCAAGCUCCAUGUUGCUUUCCGUGACUGCCGUGUGCAAAGUGUCAGGGGCUGGAUCUGAUUUUUAUGCUACUGCGGAUUUCAGGGACGGGCCGUGCCCUUAGGCCAUUGUUUUUUUGUUCCCAUUCCUCGGAAUCCCAAGGAAUGCAAAACCCUGCCAAGGCGGGGGUGACCAGUGUCGAGGACCGGCUCACGUGAGCUAUGUUCUGGUAAAGGCCGACUCUCCCUUGUAAGGUGAGAUUCGGGGGGGUUGUGUAUAUUGU
This is a messenger RNA of Lethenteron reissneri (Far Eastern brook lamprey), 5588 nucleotides long. Its product is annotated as zinc finger protein 271-like. Gene Ontology annotation, biological process: regulation of transcription by RNA polymerase II. NCBI's taxonomy places the organism in Eukaryota, Metazoa, Chordata, Hyperoartia, Petromyzontiformes, Petromyzontidae. Gene Ontology annotation, molecular function: RNA polymerase II cis-regulatory region sequence-specific DNA binding; DNA-binding transcription factor activity, RNA polymerase II-specific. The record is from RefSeq and is a predicted model, not a curated record.